AUGUUUCACACAAUUAGUCAUCGGUUGAAUGUUCCUGCAGCAUCCUGGAUCCAUCCAGAAGAAUCAAACCUUUACUAUAGAGGCCAGAUUGUGCAACUGCAGGCAGCAGCCACAGUAGACCCUCAUCAGAGCCUUUUCAUCCAGACCUGUUUCGUCUCUGUGUUCGCCGACCCAGACGCUCGUCCAAGACUUGGGGUCAUAGUAAACAAGGGGUGCACAGCAUCUGUGGGGUCAGAGCAUGCUGUGGUGGCUCAGUUUGUGGCGUUCAGGCGACAUGAUGCUGUCAAUUUAAUUCUCGACACCUCAAACCUACAAACAGAGGUGUACCUACACUGUAGCGUAAUCAUCUCUGACAAGGGUGUGACCACUUAUUCAAAAUGCUGCAACUACAAUGACUUAAAAUCCAGAUGGGUGGAGCUGAAUGGGAAUUUUGAUGUGUGCAGUUGUUGUGGCUCUAAGUGCAAAGGCUCUUCUAGUAGGAACAUUCAUAUUGCUGCCAAGGCAGUGGUCAGCUCUGGUCUGCUGAUUAUUGCGGACAGACCCAUCCUUGAGCCUCAGUCUGUUGUCCAUGAGCCUGACCACUCCUGCAGUCCUAUGGAAACCAGAUUUGUGCAGUCUGAUUCCAGUGAUCCAGGUGCAUCUGCUCAGAUGAGCUCUUCUGCCAUACAUGGAGCCCCAGCACCUACAGGUGUGGCAGUAUCAGGUGACUCCUUCUCAGUUGCAGGUCAAAGCUAA
This is a messenger RNA of Hypomesus transpacificus, 735 nucleotides long. RefSeq names its product zona pellucida protein C (gene zpcx). Gene Ontology annotation, molecular function: acrosin binding. Lineage: Eukaryota; Metazoa; Chordata; Actinopteri; Osmeriformes; Osmeridae. The record is from RefSeq and is a predicted model, not a curated record. The transcript has 6 exons. Gene Ontology annotation, cellular component: extracellular matrix. The coding region runs from base 1 to 735 and encodes 244 amino acids. Gene Ontology annotation, biological process: egg coat formation; positive regulation of acrosome reaction; binding of sperm to zona pellucida.